CCUCCCAAUCAUCCGGAUUUGGCUAAGUCCUACAACAACAUUGGUACAAUAUAUGAAGACAUGAACAAUUACUCAAAAGCUCGUACAUUUUAUAAACAUGCUAUACAAAUUGGGCAACAAUCAUUACCUUCAAAUCAUCCCGACCUUCAACAGUGGAGAACGAAUCUCGAAUAUGUAAAAAACAAAUAA
Messenger RNA from Adineta steineri, 189 nucleotides. The record is from the annotation of a GenBank genome assembly. NCBI's taxonomy places the organism in Eukaryota, Metazoa, Rotifera, Eurotatoria, Adinetida, Adinetidae.